Messenger RNA from Lichtheimia ornata, 447 nucleotides. RefSeq lists its product as uncharacterized. Bases 1 to 447 code for a protein of 148 amino acids. The record is from RefSeq and is a predicted model, not a curated record. NCBI's taxonomy places the organism in Eukaryota, Fungi, Mucoromycota, Mucoromycetes, Mucorales, Lichtheimiaceae. The transcript has 2 exons.
AUGUCAUACACCGCUCGCGAUUGUUGUGUUUGCCACUGCCACUAUUCACCAACACCCAACGCCACUUCGCUUCAUAACGCCACCACCACCAUUCAAAAACCCAAUAGUACGCUGACACCUCCUCGUCGCUGGUUCGACAAGAUACGUCGCCGGCCUUCGAUAGAGCAGCAAGAACGUCGUAAAAGAGAGAUGCUUCUUCAAUUUCAUCAUCUAUAUCACACAGUGCAAGAAGAGCUGCUCUACGCAACUGAGUCUCAGGGAUCCGUCUACUAUGAAGGUGAUUUGAUGGCAGCUAAAGAGGCUUUGGAUGCAUGGGUACAUCAUUACCAAAUCCUUUCUCGACAUCUUGACCCAAAGGAGCUAAGGACAUUACAUGAACAAUGGGAAGAUACUCGCAAAGAAUUACAAGAAAGCUUGGAUAAACUCCCAUCACCAUUGUUACUUUAA